GCUGGUGGGUCAGCUGCUGUAAUUUGCUUCACAUGAGCAGAACGUUGGACCCGUUUCACUCAGCGCUCGCUCCAGUCUCAUGUCUGAAAUCUGCUUUUUCAAAACCAUGCUGCCCCCUCCUCCCCACAAUCCCACCUCUCAGUUCUCUUCCUGUUCUGUUAGGUGCUGCACUCUGCUUUUUCCUCUCAUCAGAUUUUUGUAAAUUCUUAUUUUAGCACACCUGAACCCGAGCCUGUAGGCCGAUGCGGACAUGACAGCAGAAAAGGAAAGUAAUGGAUGUGACAACUAUGGCUUUGCGCUGGAGGGACGUUUCUGUGACCUGCCCGACAAAGAAGUCGAGCUGGACUCCUCCAUGGAUGAGGACAAUAACAAACUGGCAUACAGUGUGACAGAUGUUCCUCCUUGGUACCUCUGCAUUCUUUUAGGCACUCAGCACUGUUUGACUGCAUUUGGGGGAAUCAUCGCCAUCCCUCUGAUCCUGUCUGAAGCGUUGUGUUUGCAACACGAUGGCCUUACACAAAGCUACCUCAUCAGCACAAUCUUCUUCGUCUCUGGUAUUUGCACGUUGCUGCAAGUUACCUUCGGCAUUAGACUGCCCAUUCUUCAAGGUGGCACGUUCACGCUGUUGGCUCCCUCCAUGGCGAUGUUGUCCAUGCCAGAGUGGACUUGUCCCCAUUGGACGCAAAAUGCCAGUUUGGUAAACACGUCGUCCGCAGAGUUCACGCACAUGUGGCAGAGUCGAAUGAGAGCAGACUACAGCGCUGAUCAUCCUGUUCUCGCAGUAUCUCCGUCACAUCGCCCUGCCUUUUCCUACAUACAGCAAGGAUAAAAAGCUUCACACUUCUCGAGUCUACAUUUUUCAAAUUCUCCCUGUUUUACUUGGGAUCACAGUCUCUUGGCUCAUCUGCUUCAUUCUGACCACCUGUAAUGUGCUUCCUGCUGAUCCAGAACACUACGGUUACCUCGCACGCACCGAUCUAAAAGGAGAAGUUAUAGGCAGAGCUCCCUGGCUUACUUUUCCAUACCCAGGACAAUGGGGAAUGCCGACUGUGAGCCUGGCAGGGGUAGUUGGCAUCCUGGCCGGUGUGAUUUCCUCCAUGAUAGAAUCUGUUGGGGAUUAUCACGCUUGUGCAAGGCUAUCUGGUGCUCCACCCCCACCCAAACACGCCAUCAACAGGGGGAUCGGUAUCGAGGGACUGGGCUGCCUGCUGGCAGGUGCGUGGGGUACUGGAAAUGGAACCACUUCUUACAGCGAAAAUGUUGGAGCACUUGGAAUCACAAAGGUUGGGAGUCGCAUGGUGAUCGUGGCCAGCGGCAUAUUCAUGAUUGUGAUGGGUAUACUUGGGAAAAUGGGCGCUAUAUUUACCACGAUCCCCUCACCGGUGAUGGGAGGAAUGUUCAUGGUUAUGUUUGGGGUCAUUUGUGCAGCAGGAAUUUCUAAUCUUCAAUAUGUAGACAUGAAUUCAUCCAGAAACAUCUUCAUUUUUGGAUUCUCCAUUUUUGCUGGUUUGGCUAUUCCCAACUGGGUUUUAAAGAACCCUAAAGCUAUUGCUACAGGCGUAAUCGAAGUUGAUCAGAUGCUGCAGGUACUUCUGACAACCAGCAUGUUUGUCGGAGGCUUCUUUGGAUUCAUUUUGGACAACACCAUUCCAGGAUCCAAACAGGAAAGAGGCAUCCUGUCCUGGAACAAGGCUCACGAGGAUGACUCCAGUGAAACACUCGAGAGUGGAGAAGUCUACAACCUUCCCUUUGGCAUCGGCUCGUACUUGUCCUCCUUCUCCUGGCUGCGGUACGUCCCCUUCUGCCCCCCUGGUUUACCCCAGUCCCACGAGCCAAAGCAGCCUCUGGGAACUCCGGGCUCCGGACAGAUCAUUAUUGGAGUCUAAAUUUGCCAUCCUGGAAAACCCUUYCAUCACAGGCAGCUCAGUUUACGGCCCGUCCUGAAGGCAUUGUACUGUAACAAUACAAACAUUUCAAGUGCCGCCUCCCAAUAAUAUCUUGCAGUACUUUGAUAACUUCCUUUUAACGAGUGUUUUUUUUUUAGUGCUGAGUCAACAUGUCGCAUGUAAGCUCAAAGUAAAUGACAUCUUUUGACUUUUCUUUAAAUUUGCUUGAGCUCACUUUAAAAUGUUACAAAGUCAAAGUAGAGACAAAACAAAACAAGACAUUUUGCUUCUUUUACACUGAAUUCCAUUAACUCUUAUUAUAUUUGUUGUAUGUUUUUUUACUCAACUAAACCUUCUCUGAAAACCACUAAUCACAUGAAAUGUAUGUUUUAUUUGGUUUAAAGUUUUAUUUCUGUCAAUGAACUUUUUCAGAGUGGUGCUAGAAGACAAAAAACUGCAAUAAAAGGCUUUUGAAUGUUGAAUCCAUAAUAUUUGAUGUUUAAAUGAAACAAAUUGUACAUUCAGUAUAUUUAUUUGUUUUAAACUUGAGCAAUUAUUUCAUUUUUUAAUCUUUUUGUGCACUUUAAUCAUUUCUGAUUACAUUUUCUGAGGUUUCUCAUGCUGAUUUAAACAAGAAAUGUAACAAUUUCUCAAUGUUCGAACUCAAACUUUCUCAUUGUAAUUUUUUUAAAGUAAAUUGAACUUGAACCAAC
Messenger RNA from Austrofundulus limnaeus, 2599 nucleotides. RefSeq names its product solute carrier family 23 member 4 (gene slc23a4). Gene Ontology annotation, molecular function: transmembrane transporter activity. Gene Ontology annotation, cellular component: membrane. Gene Ontology annotation, biological process: transmembrane transport. The record is from RefSeq and is a predicted model, not a curated record. NCBI's taxonomy places the organism in Eukaryota, Metazoa, Chordata, Actinopteri, Cyprinodontiformes, Rivulidae.